This is a messenger RNA of Cyprinus carpio (common carp), 1637 nucleotides long. Its product is annotated as gastrula zinc finger protein XlCGF8.2DB-like. The record is from RefSeq and is a predicted model, not a curated record. The transcript has a single exon. Lineage: Eukaryota; Metazoa; Chordata; Actinopteri; Cypriniformes; Cyprinidae. Gene Ontology annotation, cellular component: nucleus. The coding region runs from base 3 to 1142 and encodes 379 amino acids.
ACAUGAGAGUUCACACUGGAGAGAAACCUUACACGUGCCAGCAGUGUGGAAAGUGUUUCAGUCAAAAAGUAAGUCUUAAAGCCCACAUGAGAGUUCACACUGGAGAAAACCCUUACACCUGCCAACAGUGUGGAAAAUGUUUCAACAGAAAAGGAAACCUAACAGUCCACAUGAGAAUUCACACUAGAGAGAGUCCAUUCUCCUGCCAACAGUGUGGAAAAAGCUUCACUCAGAAAGGAAGCCUUAAAGUCCACAUGAGAAUUCACACUGGCGAAAACCCUUUCGCCUGCCAGGAGUGUGGAAAAGGUUUCAUUCGAAAAGCGAGUCUUAAAAGCCACAUGAGAGUUCACACUGGAGAGAAGCCUUACACUUGUCCUCAAUGUGGAACGAGUUUUAAACAUAAAGGAACCCUUAAUGCCCACAUGAGAAUUCACACUGGAGAGAAGCCGUUCGUAUGCGGUCAGUGUGGGAAGAGUUUCAGAUUUACAGUAACCCUUUGUCACCACAUGCGGAUUCACUCAAGAGAGAACCGUUUUAUAUGUCAUCAGUGUGGAAGAAAUUUCACAGACAGGAAUCAUCUCAAGAGUCAUGUAAAGAUCCAUUUGGGAGAUAAGCCUUUCAUGUGCCAUCACUGUGGAAAGACUUGCAAAAACAAAACAAACCUUGAGGUUCACAUAAGAGUUCACACUGGAGAGAAGCCUUUCACCUGCCCUCAGUGUGGAAAGCAUUUUGCACUCAAAGGAAACCGUGAGGUUCACAUGAGGCUUCACACUGGAGAGAAGCCUUACGAGUGUCUUAAAUGUAAGAAGAAUUUCACAUAUCAUGGAGAACUGAAAUGUCAUUUGCAAACUCAUUCUGAAAAGAAACCACAACAUUCUGAGUGUGACAAGAAGUUUACUAAGAGGAGUCAUUUCAAAAAUCAUCUGUGGGUUCUCUCUGGAGGAAGACCAUUUAAUUGUGAUAAGUGUAAUAAAAAAUUUAUUUUGCCAUCACAGUUACAGAUACACCUGAAAAGUCAUGCAGAUGUGAGGCCCUAUUCUUGUUCUUUCUGUAGAAAGAGUUUUAAAUGGCUCAGCAGUUUAAAAUGGCACCAGAAUACAUGCAUGUCUGUGAAAUCAAAGCUAUUUUCACACCGCAAAUGAAUGUGGGCCAAACAGAUAUUCUUCCAUUUUUAUUUAUUUAUUUUAUUUUAUUUUAUUUUAUUUAUUUAUUUUAUUUUUUCUUUGGUGAGGCUGAUAUGCAUACGAUAUGCAUUAGAAGUUUCCUCCCUCAGGAAUCUAAUAUUCAAUUUUAUAAUUGUGUUUUGGUCAUCUGCUAAAAGGAAUGACAGUUUCACUGGAUGCAGCACUGGUGGAAAAAUUCGUAACAGGGCUGGUGGAGGUGGAAGGAUCAUAGGAAUGGUGGGUGAACUCAUUUAGCACUAGUGAUGCUGUUACUAGUGGUGUUAUGGAUGCCUUCAGACCAACUGCCUCAUCAUUCAUACCAUGAGACAGCAGUUGUUAUGAGAAUAGUGAACAAUCUAUUCCAAUGCCUCAAAUAAUGAUCUGCAUUGUUCAUUACUUUAAAGGAUGUAGCAGAUUAAAUAUUUGACAUUUAAAUUCAUGAGAUUAUAAAUGUAAGAAUCUGUUUAAAAUUAU